This is a messenger RNA of Colletotrichum paranaense, 432 nucleotides long. RefSeq lists its product as uncharacterized. The record is from RefSeq and is a predicted model, not a curated record. NCBI's taxonomy places the organism in Eukaryota, Fungi, Ascomycota, Sordariomycetes, Glomerellales, Glomerellaceae. The annotation marks the transcript as partial. The transcript has a single exon.
UCCUCACUAAAAAAGUCCAGCCCACCUCACGCUGUCUCGUCACUUUAUUAUUCUGGCCUCCCGCCUCGCGCUUCCUUUCCCCUUUACUCUCUGGUCGGCUCUUCAUCUGUCUCUCCCUCACGUCACGGUACGCCCACGUUGCAUCUAGUCAAGCUUCUCAAUUCCAAGUCAAAGCCCAAGCCCGGCACGGCACGAACACCCCCAGACCUGAGCAAUUCGCAACGCCCUCGUGUGGCACUCGUACCUAACCAUACAAAAACCCUGUUUGCGCUCUCUCAGCCAUCUUCGUCACUUCCGAAUUCACCCCCUCUCUUCCCGCUUGCUCGGCAUCCCCCCCUCCCCCUCUCGGCUUCAACUUCACCCAACCCAGACAGGCACCUUCGCCUUCUCCACCGCCGUACAUACCUCCUUCAAUUGGAAGCCUCGCCGUAG